AUAAAAAAGUCCGGGUCGCUACUGGGGAGGUCGAAUUAACGAAACAUGACUGGGCUGAAAUAGUUAAGUGUCAUGAAUUUUUAGAUGAAAUUAAUAAUGCUGCUUACCACCCCACGCAAAUUAAGAAAGGUCAAAUUGACUAUGAAAUUUAUAAUUUAACUGUAAAUAGUGACACGAUUAAUGAAACAACAAUUAAAGUUGAAGUAUUAAAAGUAGAAAAAGAAGAAUUAGACAAAGUUAAAAAGUUUGAUAUUGAGGACAAAUUCACUGCUCGACUAGAUAAUUUGGAUUAUGCUAAAUUACCUGAUGGUUAUAAAAGAGAGAAUUUAGAAGAAUUUGCCGAUGAUUGGUUAAAUAGAUUACUUGAUAAUGUUUUUAUUGACGAGUUUAUCAACCAAGGAGAAAAAACGAAACAAUUUGCCGAGGAACUAGGCAAUCGAGAGGCUGUUUUGGCUUAUCGCAAGCAAAAAGUUGUUAGUGGUGUUGAAAUUGAAAUUACUGGGAAACAGGCUGGUCAAAUUAGUAUCUAUGAUGAUACUGGUCAGAUUUUUGUUGUUCAUAUGGGGAAAGAAUUUAACCCUUUAAUAACUUCAUUCGACCAAGCCGAAAAAGAACUUUGGAUUGAGGAUUUUCGAAGGAGAAGCGGAAUGAGAAGUUUAGUUGAUGAAGAUGAAAUAUGGGAUUAUAGCAAGAAUGGAGAG
Funneliformis geosporum is the source of this 701-nucleotide messenger RNA. The record is from the annotation of a GenBank genome assembly. NCBI's taxonomy places the organism in Eukaryota, Fungi, Glomeromycota, Glomeromycetes, Glomerales, Glomeraceae.